GACGUGUUUUGCUGCCUAGGCAAGCAACCAAUAAAUAUAUAUGAUGGCCGAUCAUUUGGAUGAACCGCCUCAGAAGCGUGUCAAAAUGGAUCCAUCGGAUCUAUUCUUUUUGGAAGACAAUUUGCCCGAUGAGUUGGUGUCCUCAAACAGCGGCUGGUCAGAUCAGUUAAACACUGGCGGUGGCGGAGUUAGUGUUGUUACAUCAGCUGCUACCGCCGGCGUCGGUGGACCAAAUAAACCACCUGCACAGGGACCUGGUCCUGGUGCUGGCGGCGUGGUGCCAGCUCAAAUGAAUGGCGGCAACGGCGGCAGUGAUGAUGGCAGCGGUGGUAAUGGUGGAGGCGGUAGCGGCGGCGUCGCUGCUGGUAAUCAGCUGCGUCAAAUGCAACAUCAUCAGCAUUUGCAGCAUCUUUUACAACAGCAACAGGGCAACAAGGGCACCGGCGGAGGAGGAGGAGGCGGCGGCGGCAUGGUAGUGCCCGGCAUGAAUCAAUUGGGCAGUAAGUCACCAAAUUUACAAUCGCCUAACACGGCUGGCCUGCAGCAGGUGGCAACACAAAUGGGCAUGGUCAAUUCAAUGCCAAUGUCCAUAUCGAAUAAUGGCAACAAUGGAAUGAACGUUAUACCAGGCAUGAACACCAUAGCACAGGGCAAUCUUGGCAACAUGGUUAUCACGAAUAGCAGCGGCAGCGUGGGUAGCUUAAGUGGUGCCGGCAUGGUUAACACUUUGAAGCAGCAAUCAGGCUCGGCAUCCAUGAUAAAUGCUGUGCCCGGAGGAGCGGUGGGUGUGGGCUCUGUGACUGGGUCAGUGCCCAAUCAGGGCAUGCAUAUGCAGAAUGGGCCAAUGAUGGGACGUAUGGUCGGACAACAGCAUAUGCUACGUGGUCCGCCUUUAAUUGGUGCCGGUCCUGGCGGUGGCAAUGGACCAGGUAGUGUUGGCGCCGGUGGUGGUGGUCCACGAAUGCAAAAUCCAAAUUUGCAACUAGGCCAAAUAAAUAACAUGCCUUAUGGAGUCGGUAACUAUGGAGCACCCGGCGGUAAUAAUCAGCAGCAACAGCUAUUGGCGCAACAAAUGUCACAGCGCAAUGUAGCUCCUAAUAUGAGCGCAGGGAUGCCCCAGGGAAAUCGACCAAUUGGUACAGUGGUGCCUAUGUCCAGUUUGGGUGAUGGAACGCCAACUGGUGCCGGAGGUCUUGUUGUCAAUCCCCAGCAGCAACAACAACAGCAACAAUUGGCAGCAGCAAAUGCACAAAUGAAUCCACAACAACAACCGGUUGUGCAACAAGGUGCAUUGGGACCACGUGCGCCGCAGCCCAAUCAACUAUUGAGUCAUUCCCAGCAGCAACAACAGCAGCCAGGCACAUCACAACAGCAGCAGACAGGAGUAGUAACUUCUGUAGGCGGCGGCGGUGGCGUUGCUGCUCCAGCGGCCGGCAGUAUGUCGGAUGAACGUAAAAAACAAAUACAGCAGCAAUUAAUGCUGCUGCUCCAUGCGCACAAGUGUAAUAGACGCGAGAACCUCAAUCCCAAUCGUGAGGUGUGUAGUGUCAACUAUUGCAAGGCAAUGAAGGCGGUUUUGGCACACAUGGCAACCUGCAAGCAAAGUAAAGAUUGCAAUAUGCAACAUUGCACCUCGUCGCGACAGAUAUUGCUUCAUUACAAGACCUGCCAGCGUUCUGAUUGCAUCAUAUGUCUCCCAUUUCGACAGAAUCACUCACUCUUUCAGAAUGCUGGUGGAGCUGGUGCGACUGGAGCACCAAACGCAGCUCCUCUGCAGCAGCAGCAACAACAGCAAGGUCAACAGCAGCAGCAACAAGUUCAACAAAAUCCGUCCGGCGUCGGAGUUGGUGCCGUUGAUAGCAAACAGGUGGCACAAAACUCUGGUAAUGGAAGCUCACAGAACACUGCAAUUGUUUUACCGCAACAACAACAAACAUCUGGUAACUCCAAUGUUGCCAAGAGUAAUACGGAUAUGGCACAGCAGCAACUGACACAGCAACAACAGCAUCAGCAGCAGGUACAACAACAACAAGAACUACGUCGAUUCGAGGGCGUUGGCAGCAUUGGACAAGUUGGUCCUGUGGUCACGGGUGGAAUGCUAGGAGCACAAGGCAUGCCAUCUGGUAUUCGUAUGCAAGGUGGUGCUCCAUCGGCUCGUGUGCUUGGCGUGCAACCAGGAGGACCAGGUAGCGCAAUAACAGGCGGAGUUGCAGUGCCUAUGCCUGGAUCGGUGCCUGGAUCGGUGCCCGGACCAAAUAUUCUGCCGGGUGCGAAUGAAGUCAACAGCAUUCAGCAGCAGCAGGCACAAGCAGCUCAGCAAGGUGGUCAACUGAUGCUGCAGGGUUGCAAUGCAGCCGGAGCACGAAGACGCGCGCUGACAAACAUGGUUGAGCAGUCUAGUGCACAACAGAAUCCACAGCAACAACAACAAUUGGGCAACAUUCCAACGCCGCUGUCCGUCAAUGUUGGCUUCAAUAAUGCCAAUUUUGUAGGCGCCGGAGACAAGCAACAACAACUGGUGGGUCAAACGGAUCAAUUAACAAAGAUCAAAUUGUUGCAGGCACAAGCGCAAGCACAGGUGCAAGCCCAUGGCAAUAAUGCAGUGUCGUCUGGAGGUACAUCAGGUGCUAGCAAUAGUGCUAGUGGUGGCAACAGUGUGCUAAUGCCUGCUGAUAACACAGGAGGCGUCGCCAAUAAUUCAUCUACAGUUUCGAAUGCAGCGGGCGUUGGUGGAGCAGGAGGAGGAGGCGGCUCUGGAGGUCAAGGCCAGCCCUCAGCUUUUGGACCCGACAGCGAGAAAGAUUGGCGUGAAUCGGUGACAGCAGAUUUACGUAAUCAUUUGGUUCACAAAUUGGUUCAAGCCAUCUUUCCAACAUCGGAUCCAACAACAAUGCAGGACAAGCGCAUGCAUAAUCUCGUCUCGUAUGCUGAAAAAGUGGAGAAGGAUAUGUAUGAGAUGGCCAAGUCACGAUCCGAGUAUUAUCAUCUGUUGGCUGAAAAGAUUUAUAAGAUACAAAAAGAACUCGAGGAGAAACGGCUUAAGCGUAAGGAGCAGCAUCAGCAGCAAAUGCUGAUAAUGCAACAAACCGGACCAACUGGUGGUGCUGGUAGUGGUGUCAUCAAUCCCGCGUCUUUACCCAGCAAUACUCUUCAGCAACCAGGUCAAGGCGUGCGUCCUAUUAUCAGUCCAAUGGGAGGUGGCCCAACAGGUAUGGUACAACAGCAGCUUCGCCCUCAAGCCCCUGGCAUGGGGAGUACCAGUGGAAACCAACAGCAGCCAACGGCUGCUGGACAACAACCCAGUAUGAUAGCUGUGGGGGCGAGUAUGCGAAGUCAUUCGCCUGGCGGUAAUAUGCUAGCCAUUCAGCAACAACAGCGCAUGCAAUUCCCUCAACAACAACAACAGCAGCCUGGCAACAUGCUAGCUGGACCGCCCGGUCCCAGUCCUGGAGGAAUGGUGGCCAAUCCAGUGCUAUCUCCGUUCAACACGCAACCGACCGGUCCAGGUGUGUUAACGAGUCCGGUUCCCAGCCAGCAACAGCAACAAUUCAUCAAUGCUAAUGGAGGAGUUACUGGCGGCGCACAGAAUCAGCAACUUAGUGAGAUUAUGAAGCAGCGAUUACUGCAGCAGCAUCAACAGCAAACAUCUGCAGCGAUGCUAAUGCCGCAAUCACCCUUCAGCAAUGCUACAACAAUUCCACAACAACAGCCCCAGCAGCAGCAGCAACAAACGAAUGUUUCGUUCAGUUCACCAAUGCAGCAAAAAGCACAGCAACCAUCUGGUGCUGGUGGUGUCUUAAACAAUAUGCCACCCACACCCACAAGCGUUGAUGCACUCAAUUCAGGAGGUGUAGGAGGGAGCGGAGCGAGUGCUAGUGGUGUUAGUGGUAGCAGUAGCAGCAACAGCACAGUACCCGCUCCCAGUCCAUCGCCCAGUUUCAUGUCAAAUGGACCAAUUGGAACGCCAUCGAAUAAUCCGCCCUCUGUUAGCAGUCUUAUGCAACCGUUGAGCAAUCGAGCAGCAACACCGCCAUAUAAUAUACCUACUUCGCCAGUGCCAGCAACUAGUGCCUCCGGAUUGGCAACGAGCAGUACGCCCGCCGCUUCAGCAGCGGCUACAUGCGCCAACAGCAACAGCAGCAGCGGAAAUAGCAGCAGCAGUACGACCAGCACGGUAAUCACAACAACAACGACUACAACGGCAACAGUCUGUACACCUCUCAGCUGUGCAUCAUCGUCGGUUGCAACACCAACUUCAUCAUCGACGACUGCAUCUAGCGGAGGCAAUGGAAAUGGAACCAAUGCCGCAGCACCUGCAUGUAGCAACCUAUUGUUGAUGGCACGCAGCAAAAGUGAUUCUAGUGCUGUCACUAGUGGUGGUGGCCUUGGUCGUAUGAUGAAUAGCUCGAGCAGUUUAUCGUCCCAGAUGGCGGCACUGGAGGCGGCAGCGCGUGAUAAUGACGAUGAGACACCAUCUCCGGCGGGUGCCAAUGAUACCAACGGAAGUAACGGUGGUAGUGGUGGAGGCGGAAUGUCAUCAAAGGGCAAACUCGACUCUAUAAAACAGGAGGAUGAAAUCAAAAAAGAGUUUAUGGAUGAUAGUUGCGGUGGCAACGGCGACAGCUCGCAUAUGGAUUGUUCCACAGGAGGCAAAGGAAAAAAUGUUAACAAUGAUGGCACUAGUAUAAUCAAAAUGGACAUCAAGUCGGAGGAUGGCGAAGAUGGCGACAUCAAGAUCAAAUCGGAACCAAUGGAUGUUGAUGAUUCAGUGGCUGGCAGUGGCAGCGGCAUUGCUUCUGGCAUCACACAUUGCGAUGGUGCGACUGGCGGCGGCGGGGUCGAUGGCAAAGAUGAUUUAAACGGUGCUAUCGAUGGCAAUGGGGCGGGCAGUGCGACGGACAUCAAGAUUAAAAUUGAGACAAAACCUGUUGUGCCGGAACCAUUGGCGCCAAAUGCUGGUGACAAGAAGAAAAAAUGCCAAUUUAAUCCUGAGGAGCUGCGCACAGCUCUACUACCAACUCUGGAAAAACUGUAUCGUCAAGAGCCGGAGUCCGUCCCAUUUCGUUAUCCAGUCGAUCCUCAAGCUCUGGGAAUACCCGACUAUUUUGAGAUUGUUAAGAAGCCGAUGGAUCUCGGGACAAUACGAAAUAACAUACUUACUGGCAAAUAUAGUGAUCCAUGGGAAUAUGUGGAUGAUGUGUGGCUAAUGUUUGAUAAUGCCUGGCUGUAUAACCGUAAAACAUCGCGCGUAUAUCGCUAUUGUACUAAGCUUUCGGAGGUCUUUGAGGCUGAAAUAGAUCCCGUUAUGCAGGCGCUGGGAUACUGCUGUGGUCGAAAAUACACUUUUAAUCCACAGGUGCUAUGCUGUUAUGGCAAACAACUGUGCACAAUACCGCGCGAUGCAAAGUAUUAUAGCUACCAAAACAGUCUGAAGGAAUACGGUGUUGCAUCAAAUAGAUACACGUUCUGCCAGAAGUGCUUUAAUGACAUACAGGGAGAUACUGUGACUCUAGGAGAUGACCCGCUGCAGUCCCAAACCCAAAUCAAAAAGGACCAAUUCAAGGAAAUGAAAAACGAUCAUUUGGAGCUGGAGCCCUUUGUUGAUUGCCAAGAGUGCGGUCGUAAGCAGCAUCAGAUAUGUGUGCUUUGGUUAGAUUCCAUCUGGCCGGGUGGCUUUGUGUGUGAUAAUUGCCUAAAGAAGAAAAACUCGAAGCGAAAGGAAAACAAAUUUAAUGCCAAGCGAUUACCCACAACAAAACUAGGCGUGUAUAUUGAGACGCGAGUAAACAACUUUCUGAAGAAGAAGGAAGCUGGCGCUGGUGAAGUACAUAUACGUGUGGUAUCCUCAUCGGACAAAUGCGUCGAGGUUAAACCGGGUAUGCGACGUCGCUUUGUUGAGGGCGGCGAAAUGAUGCAAGAGUUCCCUUAUCGGGCAAAGGCUUUAUUUGCCUUCGAGGAGGUAGAUGGUAUUGAUGUCUGUUUUUUUGGCAUGCACGUGCAAGAAUAUGGAUCUGAGUGCCCAGCUCCCAAUACGCGUCGUGUCUAUAUUGCAUAUCUGGAUUCUGUGCACUUUUUUCGACCACGACAAUAUCGCACGGCUGUCUAUCAUGAGAUAUUGCUGGGAUACAUGGACUAUGUAAAACAGCUUGGCUACACUAUGGCGCAUAUAUGGGCGUGCCCGCCUUCUGAAGGCGAUGACUAUAUAUUUCACUGUCAUCCGACUGAUCAGAAAAUACCCAAGCCUAAGCGUUUGCAAGAAUGGUAUAAGAAAAUGCUCGACAAGGGAAUGAUUGAGCGUAUAAUUCAAGACUAUAAAGACAUACUCAAGCAGGCCAUGGAGGAUAAACUGGGUUCGGCCGCUGAAUUGCCCUAUUUUGAAGGUGAUUUCUGGCCCAAUGUGCUGGAGGAGAGCAUUAAAGAACUUGACCAAGAGGAGGAGGAAAAACGAAAACAGGCAGAGGCUGCUGAAGCGGCUGCUGCUGCCAAUCUAUUUUCCAUUGAGGACAAUGAAGUUAGUGGCGAUGGUAAAAAGAAGGGUCAGAAAAAGGCCAAGAAAUCAAAUAAAUCGAAAGCAGCACAACGCAAAAACAGCAAAAAGUCUAACGAGCAUCAGUCUGGCAAUGAUUUAUCUGCUAAAAUAUAUGCCACAAUGGAGAAACACAAAGAAGUUUUUUUUGUUAUACGCUUACAUUCAGCCCAGUCGGCAGCAAGUCUGGCGCCCAUUCAAGAUCCCGAUCCGUUGUUAACCUGCGAUCUGAUGGACGGACGCGAUGCCUUCCUGACAUUGGCUCGUGACAAACACUAUGAAUUCUCAUCGUUGCGGCGUGCACAGUUCUCCACGCUAUCAAUGUUGUACGAGCUACACAAUCAGGGUCAGGACAAGUUCGUGUACACUUGCAAUAACUGCAAAACAGCUGUUGAGACACGUUAUCACUGCACCGUUUGUGAUGACUUUGAUCUAUGCACAGUGUGCAAGGAAAAGGUUGGACAUCCGCAUAAAAUGGAAAAGUUGGGCUUCGAUCUGGACGACGGCUCGGCGCCAGCCGAUCUCAAGCAAGCAAACCCACAGGAAGCCAGAAAACAGUCCAUCCAACGGUGCAUUCAAUCUUUGGUACAUGCGUGCCAGUGCCGUGAUGCCAAUUGCCGUUUGCCCUCGUGUCAGAAAAUGAAGCGGGUUGUUCAACACACAAAGAAUUGCAAGCGAAAGACAAACGGCGGCUGUCCCAUAUGUAAGCAGCUGAUAGCCCUAUGUUGUUACCACGCCAAACACUGUCAGGAGCAAAAGUGUCCGGUACCCUUCUGUCCCAACAUUAAGCACAAGCUGAAGCAGCAACAACUACAGCAAAAAUUGCAACAGCAACAGUUGCUGCGUCGUCGCGUCGCUUUAAUGUCCAGAACAGCCGCGCCGGCUGUUCUUCCCGGACCAGCUGUUAGUGGUUCUGUGGUAGCAGCUGGUGGAGUUGGUGUUGGUGUGCCUGUAGUGGGCAUGCCCGGUGUGGCGGUUAGUCAACAGGUGAUAUCCGGUCAGUCAACAAUUUUGCCAGCCGGUGCUGGUGGAAUGAGUCCAUCAACGGCGACUGUACCGUCGCCGGUUUCUGUUGCUGGCAUGGGCGGAAUGGCUUCACCACAUCCACAUCAGCCGGGCAUUGGCAUGAAGCCAAGUAGUGGCCACUCACCGUCUCCGAACGUUCUGCAGGUCGUUAAACAGGUGCAAGAGGAGGCCGCUCGUCAACAAGUGCCACAUAGUUUUGGCAAAGGUGUGCCAAUGGCUCCGCCUGUAAUGCAAAGGCCCAUGGGCGUGGGCAUACCUAAUCAGGGCUCAAUGGGUGGCAUGGUUGGUAAUGUGGGCGUCAAUCAGCUAGCUGGUAAUGUGGGCGUUGGACCAGGGGCUGGACCGCUGUCCGGUGGAGGUAACUGCAAUAAUGUCCUGAACACUAACAACUUGUUGCCGAUGGAACAGUGGGGCAGCGGUGGUGGUGUUGGAGGCGCCGCACAACAACGCUAUGCAAACAACGCUUCGAACCAACAAGGAAUGCGUCAAUCUAACCAGCUAAUGCAACAGAACCUACAGCAACAGCAGCAACAACAGAUGAUGAGCAUGGCACCCAAUCAGAUGGGUAGUGGUGUAGGCGUAGGAGUUGGCGUUAGCGCUGCUGGUCAGAUUCCCGUUAUAAGCACUGGCAUUUCUAUGGGUGUGAGUGGUACACCUCAUGGUAUAGGCAUGGGAGGGCCUAUGGCCGCUACAGCCGCUGGUAGCAGUGUACGUCCACCGGGUGCUCAAGGUGUAGGUGGCGGUGCUUCCAAUGCUGGCAACGCAGGACCCAACAUGGUGAAUGGACCACCACUUAACACACAGACGCUAGCGCAGAUAAUGCAAAAGAUUAAAAAUAAUCCAACAAACGAGAGCAACCAGCAUAUACUUAGCAUUCUAAAGCAGAAUCCGCAAAUAAUGGCGGCCAUCAUCAAACAACGUCAGCAGAGUCAAAUUAAUGCUGCUGCCGGUGGAACUGGUGGGGGAUCACUUCAAGCUGGCAACGGUCCACAAACAACGCAACAUCAGCAACAACAGCAGCAGCAACAACAACAGCAGCAACAACAACAACAACAGGUGAUGCAACAGCAACAAAUGCAGCACAUGAUAAACCAACAGCAGCAAGGACCUGUACCGGGGCCACCACAAAUGGGACCUGGCCAACAGCAACAAGUUAGCCUAAUGCAGGUAGCACAGCAGCAGCAACAGGGACCACCGCAUCAACGCAUGGCCAAUAUGCAGAAUGCGGCUAUGAUGCUUCCCAAUCUGCCACCUGGUGUCACUGCUCAAGGAAGUAUGGUGACCAAUCAAAACUGGAAUAAGAUGCGCUACAUGCCAUUGAAUCAAUAUCCACCACCGUAUCCUCAACGUCAACGUGGCCCACACAUCGGCGGCCCCGGUCAGCAGUUCCCGGGCGGUACAACUGGCAACUUUAAUCCCGGCGGCGCUGGAUCUGUUAGUGGUGUACCUGUAGCCGGCACUGCUGUCGGUGGCAAUGGUACGGCGGGAUCCGGCUCUGAACAGUACUCCAUGGCAAAUGCUGCAGCAUCCAACAUGCUGCAACAGCAACAGGCCGGAAGUGGUGCUGGUAUCAAGCCCGGAUCGCAACAACAGAUGGGUGUUAUGCAACCAGGCAUGCAGCAGCAACAACCUUUGCAGCAACAGCAACAAAUGAUGCAGGUUGUGGCCACUGGUGGUGGAGGCGUAAAUAAUGCCAACUCACAGAACACACUGCCAGGUGUCGGUGGUGGACCGGGCGCCAAUAUGAUGGGCCCGCCAACACCGCAUGCACUGCAGCAGCAGCUGAUGCAAUCGGCGCGGUCCUCACCACCGAUACGGUCUCCGCAGCCAACUCCCUCACCGCGAUCUGCGCCAUCUCCACGCGGUCCGUCUGCAUCGCCGCGCGCUCAGCCUUCACCACAUCAUGUGAUGAGCAGCCAUUCACCAGCGCCGCAGGCACCACAUGAUGGCAUGCACAAUCACGGCCUCCAUCAUCAGUCGCCAUUACCUGGUGUGCCGCAGGAUGUGGGAGUUGGCGGUGUUGGUGUGGGUGUAGGUGUUGGUGUUAGCGUAAAUCCUGGUAACAUGGGCAAUGCCGGCGGCGCCAUGCCUGAUGCUUCUGAUCAACUAACCAAGUUUGUGGAGCGGCUUUAGUGCAACAACAACAACAUCAAUGCAAACGUCAAUGAUUGUAUCAAGAUCUUUCGCAACAUUGGAAAACAACCUCAACCGUACAUCUACAAUCACAAUUACCUAACAACUUUUGAUGACCGGCGUUAGUAUUAAUGCUUCUCCGGUUGGUUUGCGCUAAGGAUUCUAGGCUGAGAAGAUGUAGCCACUGCGUUGUGAUUAAAUAUCCAAAGUUUGGCGGAAAGCCCAUGUGUUUAUCAUUAUGUACUUUUCUUAUAUAUAGAAAGAUAUGUUUACUGUUUUCGGAUCUGCACCUCAGAUUAUGUUAUCAAAAUCUUUAUAUUGUCUUGCUGGAGGACUGCAUGCAUUAUAUACAUAAAUAUAUACACUAUAAGUUAAGGAUUUGAACAAAGCUCAGACAGCAAUUGAUUUUGAUAAUUAUUAUUAUGUAUCACAUACCAUAUGCUUAUAAUAUUCAUAUAUAUUUAUAUAUAUAUAUUUUUUUCUUUCUAUCACUUUUAAUCCAAAUCAUAUUUAUCAAUAUUUAGUGCAAUCGAUUAGGUCACACUCACACAUACAUACAGCAUUCGAAACAGUAAGAACUAGAAAUAUUACAGAUUUUAUAAACGUAAAACGUUAAAUUUUAUUUUUCCUUUAUUAUACGAAACAAAUGUAAACAAAAUAUUAGAAGCAAUGAUAAAGAUGCUGCGAUUACAAAAAAAUAAAACAUAACUAAGCCAAACAAAUACAACAAAUUUAGAAAAACAGAAAUUUGUUUAUGGUAUUAUAGUAUCUGUAUGUGUAAUACACUUUAUUUAAUUUAAUGCAUCUAAAAUGUAUGCAAUUUUACCUAGACUUUUUAAAUCAAAAAUUUCAAUGACCGAAUGGUUUAUAGAAGUAUAUUUAUUAUAAUUUUAAAAAUGAAUUUUUUGUACCUAAUUUUAAGCCUAAAAAAUAUCAUUCUUAAACAAGAGACACACAGCAAACGAAACAGAAAAAGAAUAAUAAAAUAAUGUAUUGAGACUAUCAGAACUAUCAAAUGCAUAUAGACUAUAUAUGUUGAAGAAUGUGUAUAGUGUUUUAUGGCUAGCAAUUUUUAAGCUAAGUUGUUGUCAGUUAAUUACCUGCUCCUUAUAGGAGCUUGAAUUGGGAACACACAUGGAAAUAUUUUUGUAUUGAUAUCACGAUCGGCAUACAUGAUUCAUAUAUAUAUUCAAUAAAUAUGUGUACAAUGUUUGUAUGCAUGCUUCACAAACUAACAACAUCACGAUAACGCUCCAUUUUUUGGUAACUUCCAAUUGACAAACAACAAUAACAAUAUAUACCAGAAAUAGGUAGAUAUAGUUAAAAAAAAAUCAAUGACAAACAAUUAGAACACCAACAAACUCCACAAUUUAAGCAAUAGUCAAAAUGAUUUGUAAACAAUAAGAUCUAUUUGGAUAUCUAAUUACAUAGAAAUAGCUUGCAUACAUAUGUUUAGUAAUUUGUUUUUAUUUUAAGCUAGUUGUAUUUGCGUAACAUUUCUUAAGAUAUUUUUUAAACUUAUAAAUUUUUGCCACCAACUGUAAAUACAUACAUUACAUAAUUUACUUAGUAUUUCAUUUUGUGAUAGCUGGAGAGAAAAACAAACAAGAAUCAUAUUUAAAGAACAAGGGUUUUUAGUUAAUUUUUCACCAUGUGCUGCGUUCACAUUUGUCUUAAAAUAUCAAGACAAACACACAUAAUGUUAAUUUUAUUAAUUGCUAUUUAUAAACACAUAUAACUUAUAAAUACAUACAUAUAUAUAUAUACAUAUAUAAAUAACAAUUUAUUGGUAGGGAGUUAGCUGUAAGUCAAACACUAUUAUUAGGUUGUAAGUAGUUUACUUGUAGUCGAUGAUUUUGAUAAGCAUUGCAGAAUCUGCACAUUCUUUUUUUUUAAACAAAAGUUGCUGCCGCCCAAGAUUCGUGUACAGACCAUGAGAUGGAGAGAGAAAGAUGUACAGAAGCUUGAAAGAAGAGCAGAGAGAAAAAUAAUGAAAAAAAGAGAGAAAUCGCGUUGAACAUUUUGUAAAUUAUCUAUACAUACUAUACAUACAUACCAAAUUAUAAACCGCGCAUAAAAUGCCUUCAAAAUGCGUUAACAGGAAAAGCAACUUUAAUUGUAAAUUUUCAUAUGUAUGAUAAUAUAUUAUAUGUAGUGACACACUUUGUUAUAUAGUAAGUCAAAUCCAACAGUUUAGAUCCUAAGCAUUGCAAAAACUUGCAUAAAGAAAGUAUAGUAUAUACAUUAUACGGUUGAUGUGUUUUUAAAUUGCCCAGUUUGUUAUCUUUAUAGAGACAAACAACAUUAAAACGAAAAAGAGAAAACCACUUACUAUAACAAUAUGGUGUCUGCGUCUGUGCCACCAGCUAGGCGCCCGUACGGCGCCGCACAAUCAAAAAAAAAACAAAAAAAACAAAAAAAAAAAAAAUAGGAUACAUUAAAAAUCAUUUGAGGCCAAGGCGCUGCCGUCGUUGCCUUAGGCUCUUUGCUUGUAAAAAUAUCGAAACAAACGAAACAGAAACAUGACGCUGCCUUUUAAUAGUGGCUGUAACGAUGAGUUCAUCGUGUGCGCACUGCACAUGUGCAGUCCUCAAAAAAAAAAAAAAACAACAAAAUAAGCAACCGCGUUAACCAAAUAGCUACUUCUUUUGCAUCUCUUCUGACUUUUGUAAUCAGCAGCAAUGAACAAUGUUUUUAUGGAGUGUAUGUGUAUGGAGAGUGGGUGGGUGGAAUGAUGGUAAUUCAUUUUUUAAGACAUUUUUUUCUGUUAAUUUGUGUGAGCGAGCGAGCACGAUAGAUGGGAGAUAGAUAGAGCAAGGGAGAGAGAAAGAGCAUAUUCCAAAACUAUUUGUGAUUACAA
Molecule: messenger RNA, 12545 nt
Organism: Drosophila innubila
Lineage: Eukaryota; Metazoa; Arthropoda; Insecta; Diptera; Drosophilidae
Gene: nej
Product: histone acetyltransferase p300
Exons: 13
Coding region: 41-9685 (3214 amino acids)
Biological process (GO): positive regulation of transcription by RNA polymerase II
Cellular component (GO): histone acetyltransferase complex; transcription regulator complex
Molecular function (GO): histone acetyltransferase activity; zinc ion binding; chromatin DNA binding
Source: RefSeq, a predicted model, not a curated record